AUGACAGGCACCACUCAUUCGGAGAUGAUUGUUUUCACCCAUGCCACCAUCAUCACUCAAGACUGUCAGCGGACCAUAUGGUUGGAUGCCACGAUUGUAACAAAACGCGAUCGUAUAAUAGCCAUCGGAAAAACUUCCCAGCUUGUUGGCGACGGCAAUGCUUUACCUAGCAACGCGCGUUUGGUGGAUUGCUCCGGACGAAUCAUCACGCCCGGCCUGGUUAACACGCACGCGCAUGCAGCGCAGUCCCUUCUGCGCGGGCUCGCUGAAGAUAUGCCGCUGCACUCGUGGCUCUGCGACGCGGUAUGGCCGCUCGAGGCCCAGUUCAGCGGCAAAGAUGGCUACGUGGCGGCGAAACUUACCAUUGCGGAAAUGUUGAAGAGCGGCACCACGUGUUUCCUUGAGGCCAUGUUGACCCAUCGCACCGGUUUCGAAAAUGUGGCCAGGGCGGUUGAAGAGAUGGGCAUUAGAGCUUGUCUUGGAAAAUUGGUAAAGGCGACCGACCCCAAUUUAAAAGAUGGACUGCCCGACCCGAGGGAUAUUGAUGCUCAGCAAAUGUCCAUGAACGCGAUGCUCGCUGCUCAUGCAAAACACCAUGAAUCCUGCGGCGGGCGGCUUCGAACCUGGGUUGCCCUAGGCACUCCUCGCGGAUCCGCAGAGGCUGCCUACCAUGCUAUCGGGGAUAUAUGCGAGAGAAAUAGCCUCGGAAUAACGAUGCACUGCGCGGAAGCACCCAAAGAUCGGAUAAUCUACCACGAAGCCUACGGCUGUAGUCCUGUCGAGUUCUGCAAGAGGACCAAGUUGAUCGGACCCGGGAGGAAAGCCGUCCUGGCACACAUGGUCAAUCUCGAUCUAGAGACCGACCUUGCGCUGCUUCGCGAGACCGGCGCCACAGUCUCUCACAACCCUGCCAGCAACUGCAAGCUUGGGUCCGGGAUCGCUGCCGUUCCGCAGAUGCUGGAGGCUGGGGUACACGUGGCGCUGGGAACCGACGGCGCCCCUUGCAACAAUACCUACGACAUGUUCCGCGAGAUGCGUCUCGCCGGUCUCCUUCACAGCGGUGUCCAUAAUCAGGCAGGCAUCCUGCCAGCCGAGGACCUAUUAGCCAUGGCCACUAUUCGAGGUGCAGAGGCGCUGGGCUUGGACAAGGAAAUUGGUAGCCUGGAGGUGGGUAAAAAGGCAGAUUUUGUCAUUCUCGAUGUGACAACACUGGGCUGCGCGCCCUUUGACUCUGAGCAAAUCUUGGAUGGUGGCUUUGAUCCCGUCACGGCGGUUGUAUACUCGUGUACGGGCGCAAAUGUGGCAUCCGUGGUUGUUGAUGGCCAGAUCUUGGUUGAAAAUCGCGCCCUGGUGGGUGUAAGCGAGCAAAGCAUUAUCCUCGACGCCAAUGCCGCCAUUCAGCGCAUACGUAAGAGAUCGAGCUGCCACACUGCGUCGCUAAGAAACUAUAAAUAA
Molecule: messenger RNA, 1455 nt
Organism: Cordyceps militaris CM01
Lineage: Eukaryota; Fungi; Ascomycota; Sordariomycetes; Hypocreales; Cordycipitaceae
Product: 5-methylthioadenosine/S-adenosylhomocysteine deaminase
Exons: 2
Coding region: 1-1455 (484 amino acids)
Molecular function (GO): hydrolase activity, acting on carbon-nitrogen (but not peptide) bonds
Source: RefSeq, a predicted model, not a curated record